UUCCUCGCCUCUCUUUUUUUCUCAAUCUUUCACUGCCCAAUUUCCAAGGAAACUCUGUUCAACAUUAACAAAAUCAAAUAUCUGAUCCAUUUUUUUUUUGCUUUUCUGGGAACAUUUUGCGAAUCAAAAUCUCAUCUUUCAAUGGUUCUUGGUUGCAUGUGUAUUGAAAUCUGCAGCUGGCACUAUAGUGGCUAUGCUAAUUAGUCUUGUUGGAUGCGCAGGCGACCACAAUGCGGUUGUAUUUGACUUGCAUAAGGAAUACUUUGGAGGCUGCUAUGUGUCUGCAGAAUUUUCCAUGUCAAGAAGUGGAAAGACAUAAUAAACCAGAAGUUGAAAUGAAGACGAGCCCUGAGCUUCUGCUAAAUCCUGUUAUGAUUUGCAGAAAUGAGGCUGAAAAGUGUUUGAUAGAAACAUCGAUAAAUUCCUUAAGAAUCAGCCUCAAGGUUAAACAGGCUGAUGAACUUGAGAAUAUACUGGCCAAGAAGUUCCUUAGAUUUUUGUCAAUGAGGGCCGAGGCAUUUCAGGUUCUGAGGAGAAAACCUGUACAGGGUUAUGACAUUAGUUUUCUUAUCUCCAACUUUCAUUGCGAGGAGAUGCAAAAACAAAGGCUUAUAGAUUUUAUUGUGCAGUUUAUGGAGGACAUUGAUAAAGAGAUCAAUGAGUUAAAAAUGUCUGUAAACACUCGGGGCAGGCUUGUGGCUACCGAAUUCCUUAAACAAUUUGUAUGACGGCUUGAAGUCAGAGUUUGACAAUCUUAAACAUGGUUUGAAUCCAAAGGUGAUACAAAUACCUCAGCUUGGAGAAGUGGAGGCGAAGCCAAUUAGUACUGUCGGACUUUCCAUUUUUCAGCAAGCAAAUGAAACUAAGCAUGGAAUUCAUAUAAAAAAGAAGGGAAUUUUCAUAACCUUCAUUAGGAGCAGGAGGGUUGUAGUUUUGGUAAUUAAUUUGUAGUAUGUGAUUGAACUAAGUCAUUGAAUGUCUGAUGUAAAUUAUGUAUGAUGCCUACUGUUUUUCGGCUGCUGUGCAAUUCCAGUAGCUGAAGUUUCUUAAAAUUCAGUGUUGGAUUUAAGUUUGCAAAGAAGUUGCCGCUGUUAUUUGAGCCGGGAGGAGGCGAAGAAGGAGAAAAUAGUAAAUUUAUAUAGAAGUCCUUGAGGACUAAUUUGAACUUGGCUUUGUAUAAAGCUAAAGUUCUUACUAGGUGUUCAGUUUGAUGAUGCUGAAAUCAUACUACAAUCAUGUAUUAUAUUAUAUUAUUAUGUGUUCUACGA
This is a messenger RNA of Spinacia oleracea (spinach), 1268 nucleotides long. Its product is annotated as actin-related protein 2/3 complex subunit 4. Gene Ontology annotation, cellular component: Arp2/3 protein complex; actin cytoskeleton. Bases 231 to 728 code for a protein of 165 amino acids. The transcript has 9 exons. Gene Ontology annotation, biological process: actin filament polymerization; Arp2/3 complex-mediated actin nucleation. Lineage: Eukaryota; Viridiplantae; Streptophyta; Magnoliopsida; Caryophyllales; Amaranthaceae. Gene Ontology annotation, molecular function: actin filament binding. The record is from RefSeq and is a predicted model, not a curated record.